GCACACAAUGGUCUGAAUUAUCCAAAGGUCUCAAAUUUCCACCUACUUUUGAAACCGAUUGUGUCGUUUUUCCACGGUAGUUGGCAGUGGUUUGCUUGUGUAGGACAGGGAGAGGACUUUUUCUGUUCCUUUGCAUUGAAUCCUGCACGUAGUGCCCAGCUGAGUGUCUUAUAGGAAGUUGUGACAACUUUGUUUUGCCCGAGGCGGUUUGUCGUAUCGGCAACAGUGACAAACUUUCUCAGGACUGGACCCGGUGUCGCGGCGUGGGCCGGAGGUUUGAACCUCAAACAACGGACUUUGCUUUGCUUUGGGUUAGGACUGCAAACUUUGUCGCGUUGCUGACUACGGUAAACAGAACGGUGUGCGAUUUUUUUAGGGCAAGCAUGUCGUACAUGUACGACCCGGACACCGACGCCAGGGCGUCCGCCCUCAGGACGAAGUUGUUCGGGUCUCCCGGGGCGGAUGGAAAUGUAUACGGGGAGGGUACGGCACGGUCCCGCCGGCGGCAGGACAGGCACGAUCGGGGGGUUUCCGAUCCGGGACGGCUCAGCGCAGAGUCGGGGGUGGCUAGCUUGGACACGACGGCAGAACCCAGGACAAGUUGGAAGAGCCUCCUACAGCAGUCUAGGAACCAGGAACUGGCUGAUGCUAUCCAGACGUCCCUGGACCUGGCAGGUCCGCGUGCUAACGGCAGCGAGGAGUCCCGUCCCCACUCUCCCACACAUGACUCCGACAGCGGCAUAAGCCACAGCCUGUCCAUGUCUUCUUUGAAGACAAAGUCGCCCGUCAUUGCCAGAGCUUUAUCCCUUCUGGGUGAAACGUACGAUCGGAGGAAAGAGGAGCUGACCCGUCCCAUCCACAGAAGUCCUUCCUGGUCCAAACCUCAUUCCUACAGCACAAACAGACCUCAGAACUCCAUCUACAGGGCACAGUCCCAUGAGUCUUUGCACAGGCCCCAGGAUUCCUUGUUCAGGAGUCCCUCUCCCAGCAGACAGCAGUCCCAAGACUCUUUCAUCUAUGCCACACCCAGCGGGAUGUCACCGGAAAAGGUAUUACAGGACAGCUUGCAGGAGAGUGAGUCCAGGAGACUCAACCUGGUGGACAAGCUGCGGGAGGCCCAGGAGACUCUGCAGCUGCAGACGGAAAGGCUCACUGAGGCUGAAGGGAAGUUGAAUGAGAGCAAGAUGACUGUGGCUAACAUGAAGUCUCACCAACAGCAACUGGAAUUCCGAGUGAACACACUGGAGAAAGAUAAGGCUGACCUGGAGGCGACACAGAUUGAAGGUAUACAGAGGAGGGACGAGCUCCAUGACAGAAUUGGGCAACUGGAUGCAGAACUGCAUAGUUUACAGGCUUCCUACAGCACCUUACAGGCAGAGUACAGACAGAGACAAGCCCUAGUGGACCAGACCAGUACUGCACUCAACAUGAUGGAACAGGAAAACACCAACUUUCAGAAGACCAAAGAGACUAUGGGCCGUGAGAUGACUGCCCUGAAGGAGUCCCUCCAGCUGGCCAAGCUGCGGGCAGACAAGCUGGAGGCAGAGAAACAAGUCUCACAGCAGGAGGCCAACAAUCUUAGGGAGAAACAGCAGGCCUUGAUCACACAGAACAGCGAGGUUACCCAGAAGUUAGCAGAAGUCACCACGUCGUAUGCACACCUGAAGGAUGACUGGUCCAACAUCGGAGAUGAGUUCAGCAGGGUCAAACAGGAGAGAGACAGUUUGUUCAGCAGGACAUCCAGACUGGAGGAUGUCCUGGCUGAUGCCAAGUCCAAACUGGCCAGCGUGACGGCAGAGAAAGACAGACUGUUCCAGGAGAAGAUUGACCUUCAUCAGAAGGUGCAGAAAAUGACAGUGGACAAGGAACAGCUCAUGAAGGCCAAGCACUCCGUGGAAGAACAGUGCACAGAACUCCAUGUGGACCUGGCACAGGCCAAACUGUCCGCAGACAAGAACAACCAGGAGAAAGUCCGGGUAGAACAGGAGCUCAAUGCUGUGAAGAAGGUGAGUGAAGACCUGUCCAGUGAGCUGUCUAUGGUCAAACACAACUUGGAGAAGGCACAAGAGCUUAACAAACAGCUGGAGUCCAGCAAACGUCUGGCAGCACAACAGCAGUUAAUGUUGGAGGGGGAGCUAAAGAGAGUCACACAGGACAAAGACCUAUUAAACAAGUCCUUUGAGAGGUUGAAGAAGGAGCAGGAGGCAGACAGAGAGAGGUGGGAUGAGCAGCAAAGGAACCUCAGGGAAACAUUGCAGGAGCUGAGAGACAACAAACAACAGCUGGAUACAAGAACAAGAGAGCUGGAAAAGAAACUGUCCCUUGCAAAUGAAGAGCACCAGUACACCAUGGGUCAGAUCCAGGCAGAGUGUGCGGAGUGGAGAGACACGUGCGAGCGUCUGACGGGCAUGUUGGAGAGGAAGGAGGAUGAGGCACGAAAUCUACAGCAGAAGUUACAGGACAUACAGGAGAAGAACUCUGCCCUCCGAAUGGAACAGCAGUUGAGGACCAUGAAGGAGGCGGAGCUAACUGAAGCCCAGCAGGAGAUUGACAGGCUGGGUGAAGAGAAGCAGAGGCUACAGCAGGAAAAUGUAGAGAACCAGCAGGUCAUCAGGCUCCUGGAGAUGCAGAAAAACAUCCUCACUAAGCCCCAGCCAGGCUCAGAGCCUUAUGAGCAGCUCCAAGCUGAGGUGGACAGGAUGAAGGCAGAACUUACACUCAACCAGGACAAAUUAGAAGAGCUACAGAGAGACAGGACUCAGCUGAUUCAACAGAUAGAGGAAUUGAUGGCUGAAAAAGACUCCAGUUUGUCCCUGGAUCGCACCAAGAUGUCGGAGAUCCUGAUCAACCACCCGACGAUCCGGACAGCAGAGCUGGAUGAACGCUGCCAGGCCCUGGAGAGGGAGAGGAUCAGCCUGCAGGGCAUCAACGACGACAUCAAACAUCAGCUCACCAAACUGGAGAAGGAGAAUGAGGUAUUGCGGCAGAGGCUGUCUGCUGCCGAUUCUCCCAGUGGAACAGACACCAACCCAGCCUUGUUACAGUUGCAGCGAGAAAACGAGAAAUUUCAGGAAGAUUACAGGCGCUUGAAGGCCUCAUACAAUGAACUAGAGAACAGACACCUCAGAUUGAUAUCCAGUCCAGAAAGUCCAGGAGAUAGAAGUGACGACUCUAAACAGAUGAAGAAAGAAAUAACAAGAUUAGAGAGUCAGGUGUCUCUACAGAGAGGCCAGAUAGUGCUGUUAGAAAACUCCAAGAGAAGGCUAGAGGACCAAAACAAAAAACUUGAGGCAAAAGUGCAGGAAUUGGAGGAAAGAGAAUAUAACGAAUCCUUCCCUGGAAAGAGUAUGCAGGAAGGGAGCAGCCAUAGAACUCACAGUCGCUCCAGUGGGGAUGGAAGCAGCGGUGUUGCAGAUGAGGAGAAGACAGUGUUGAUUGAGAAGCUGAAGGGGGAGAAGGAGAAGUUCCGUCGUGAGGUGGAGUCUCUGUCCUCACAGCUGAAGGAUGCGGAGAUCAUCCAGGAAAAACAAGAGAACGUCAUCAGGAGCAUGAAGGAGGAACUUGAAGAUGAAAAGAUGCGCAAACCAAAAAAGAUAAGGUUCUUGGACGAGUUGCAACCACCACAGGAAUCCAUGGAUGAGGUGGGUGCAGAACUGCUGCAUGUCCGCGGGGAGCUCCAGAAGGUGUGGGACAUGAUCCACGUCAAGGGAUGGGGAGUUAGAGGAGCACGGCAGGCAGUUGGAGGAAGCUCGAGCAAAGCAUGCAGAGGUGCAGCUAGAGAAGGACAGAUUGCAGCAGAAAGUGGACAGCCUACAAAGACAAGGUAGUCAGCAAAGAGGAAACCAUCACAGAGCUGAGGAAUGAGAAGAACAGUUUACAGGGACAACGUAGAGGCUCUGGGACAUUAGCAGAGAAACUUGAAUGUCUUGAAACCGAGAAUCAAACAUUGAAGGACAAGUGCCAUGACCUUGGGAGGACAAUUGCUGAGUUGGAAGUUGCUAACAAAGAUUUGUCAAGAAAGUUUGAUAAACUGUCUAAAGACAAAGAGGGUGCAGACAAGGAGAUCAGUAGCUUGAGAAGUAGUAUAACAGAAGGCAGCAGUUUGGAUGAUGAGAGGAGGCGGCUGGGGGUGGAGUGUACACGGCUGACUGAUGAGUUGGACAUCAGUACCUGGAGUUAGAGGAGAAGAUAAAACAGGUAUCAUCUUUGGAAAAAAGAUUACAGAAUUCACAGGAGCAGCUUCAAAGAGUGAAAGAAG
Molecule: messenger RNA, 4258 nt
Organism: Branchiostoma belcheri (Belcher's lancelet)
Lineage: Eukaryota; Metazoa; Chordata; Leptocardii; Amphioxiformes; Branchiostomatidae
Product: myosin-11-like
Exons: 34
Coding region: 384-3827 (1147 amino acids)
Source: RefSeq, a predicted model, not a curated record